Molecule: messenger RNA, 2121 nt
Organism: Anguilla rostrata (American eel)
Lineage: Eukaryota; Metazoa; Chordata; Actinopteri; Anguilliformes; Anguillidae
Product: tetraspanin-14-like
Exons: 9
Coding region: 621-1289 (222 amino acids)
Cellular component (GO): plasma membrane
Source: RefSeq, a predicted model, not a curated record
GCCAGCCCUACAAACGCGAAUGUCUGUGAGUGACUGACUGACUGAGUGAUGAAAUUACACCAUUGGUCGGCCGAUUUAUGAAGUUACACCAUUGGUUGGCCAGAUCACGUGUGUUAGGUCCAGUCAUAUACUAGGUUUUAACCUGGUCUUGUUAACUCAUACUUUGGUUGCAGUAGCACUGAAUGUCUGCAGUAGCACUGAAUGUCACAAGUUCUUUCCGCACUUACGUGCUCUUUUAUUUCAGCUGAUCUGGCUUUUUGGUAGAUACACACCAGCACGGUUUUCUUUCUGUUGUCCUUUUUUUUGUAUAACGAACAUACGUUUCUGCAUCAAACUGAUGCAGGUUCUUUCUCCGCUGGCAGCUUCUUCCUUGAAGACUCCCGGUCUCCGCUUUUAAAACCCCAGGCUCACUGUUGAACAAUCAGAGGCAAUCAGCGCAGUCGAACAAUUAGCAAUUAUCGGCGCCGAUUACCUCCACCUAACAGCUGUGACGUUGGAUCCGAGAGCCGCUCCUGUCACUCUCUCUCUGCAGCUGACGCCAAACCACGCCCACCCUACCACAAUCUUUGGCAGGAGCUGGAUUUAUUGCCAUUGGAUUUUGGGCCUGGAGUGAAAAGGGGAUGCUGUCGGACCUAACCCAGGUGACACGGUCGCAAGGUUUUGACCCUGUGUGGUUGGUUCUGAUAGUAGGAGGGGUCUCCUUCAUCCUGGGAUUUGCAGGCUGUGUGGGAGCACUGCGGGAGAACAUCUGCCUGCUCAAGUUUUUUUCAGGUCUCAUUUGUUUCAUCCUUUUCCUGGAACUCCUGGCGGCCGUUCUGGCCUUCGUCUUUAAGGACUCCCUGAAGGAAUGGAAUUAUGACUUCUUCCUAGCCAACAUCAAAGCCUACAGGGAUGACAUUGAUCUGCAGAAUGUCAUUGACUCUUUGCAGAGACUGAAUUUCUGCUGUGGCGCCAGAGACCCGAACGACUGGGACCUGAACGUUUAUUUCAACUGCACCAAGAGCAACCCCAGCAGGGAGCGAUGUGGAGUUCCCUUCUCCUGCUGCCUCCCUGACCCCGCGGACAAUGUGGUGAACACGCAGUGUGGCUACGAUGUCAGAGAAACAAAGGGUGACUGGAGCACCUCCAUCUACACCAAGGGCUGCAUUUCAGCUCUGGAGGAGUGGCUGCCACGGAACUUCUACAUCGUGGCUGGAGUCUUUAUCGGCAUAUCCCUGCUUCAGAUGGUGGGAAUUUUCCUGGCACGGGCUCUGAUGACCGACAUCAUGCAAAGCAGGUUCUACGACUGAAGAGGCAGGUUGUGGCUUGCUCCAGAGCAUAACAUGGAAGUGCCUUAAUCCAUCUCCCAUCUCGUGCAUCAUGUGUUGGCCAAACAUGUACGGCAGUACCAUGCCCUCCACCAUCUUACACUGGAGAAGAGCACUGGUACCCAGCAUGCACUUUUGCCAGGAGUGUGGAUGAGACUUCAUGCAUACAGCUUUAUUUUCAUUAUUUCACAAAGAGCCUUUUAUAAAGGGAGUUUUUGUACUGGAUUUGCACAAAUGUGUAAUUCUCUUUUAUAAAGUGUGUUAAUAAAAUAUAUUUGCUUUUUAUUCUGUAAGAUGUCUCGAUAAUGUACGUAAACUUUAACAUACAUUUUCUAUAGAAUUUUCAGUGGAAGAUUUUAUAUCAUUGGUAAACAUGGUUCAGUAUUUAAGCCCACUAACUGGGGCAGUGAUGUCUGUCUAGUUGGAAAGAGUACCAGCAUGCACUGAAGCACACCUGACUCCUGCUCAUUGGGCGUGACUGAAAAUGUGAAAAUAUGUCUGUUCUGAACUGCAGCAGCUCAUAUUACUCAUUAGAAUUUUUCUGAGUUUAUUAGCUUUGAGAAACUUUGUGUGCUUUACUGCCCCCUGGUGUUUACAUGAGUAAACUGCAGAAAUUGGUUUUAUUAUUAAAAAGCAUAAUCAACCAUUUGUCUUAACUAUGAACUUUUGAAAACAAAGAUUUGUACCGGUCUGAAAGUGCAUCAAUGUUCAAUUAAUAUUGAAAUCUUAACCCAGAGAUUGGUACCAGAUUGAUUGUAUCUAGAUUUGUACAAGAUUGAAAGUGCAUUAAUCAGUGAUUAAAUGCAGAAAAUGA